Molecule: messenger RNA, 2393 nt
Organism: Lagopus leucura (white-tailed ptarmigan)
Lineage: Eukaryota; Metazoa; Chordata; Aves; Galliformes; Phasianidae
Gene: ZDHHC13
Product: zinc finger DHHC-type palmitoyltransferase 13
Biological process (GO): protein palmitoylation
Cellular component (GO): Golgi membrane
Molecular function (GO): protein binding; palmitoyltransferase activity
Source: RefSeq, a predicted model, not a curated record
GGAAGCAGGAAGCAGCGGAGCUCGGCCGGCGGCAUGGCCGGGGGCGGCCCGGCGACAAGGACACCUACCCAUGGUCACCUUAUUGUUGAAGUGUGGAGCAGAUCCCAGCCUUAUUGAUGGGGAAGGAUUCAGCAGCAUUCAUUUGGCAGUGCUGUUUCAACACGUGCCCAUUGUAGCUUACCUCAUAUCAAAGGGCCAGAACAUAGGCACAGCAGACUUCAGCGGACUUACGCCUUUAAUGUUAUCAGCACAGAAAGUGGUGGGACCAGAGCCCACAAGAUUUCUACUGAAGUUUAACCCCUCCCUCAGUGCUGUGGACAAUGUCCAGAAGAACACUGCUGCAGUAACAUCAGGAAAUGUUAGUGCAGUGGAGCUACUGCUAGAAGCUGGUGCUAACAUGGACAUUAAAACUGUCAAGGGAGAGACAGCCCUUGACCUUGCAAUUCAAGCUCAGAAUCACUUCAUCAUUUAUAUGUUAAUGGAGGAAGGAAGAAUGAGAAGCAAAAGGAAUGACAGGUUACUGAGAAUGAUGGAGAAAUACGAGCUGUUCCUGCUGCUGGCAUCUUGCUUGACUGUGUUGUGGGCCAUAGGAUACGUAAUGAACUCAAGUUCUGAUUCUUGGCUUUUGAAAGGAUGCCUGCUUCUCUUUCUGCUGGUUGGGAUGGCCCUGUCUGUGAGGCAGUUUGUGGGAGUCAAGAAUCUGAGGUAUCUUCCCACAGCACUGAUGCUAAGUUCCGUCUUUUGGAUGUCUGUGACGUGGUUUUUCUGGUUCAUGCCUGAUGUGACCAAUGCCAUUGUUGAGAUCCCUGUCAUGUUCAUCCUAGUGGGUCUUCUUUAUUUUUUCUAUAAAGCCUGAAGGACUGGUCCUGGAUAUAUUAAGUCUUCAGAAAAAGACAAAAAAGAGAACAUUGCAGCUCUAGCAGAAGCAGGGUGCUUGGACUUCAGAACAUUCUGCACGUCAUGUCUUGUAAGGAAGCCCUUGAGAUCUGUGCACUGCGUUCCUUGUGAUUCAUGUGUAGCCAGAUAUGAUCAGCAUUCUCUGUGGAUUGCACAAUGCACAGGUAAGAGUCUUUGCUUUAUCAAAGCUGAAAAUUUCAUGCCUUAAGAGGUGUUGCAGAAAUAACAUUUAUCUACUUAAAGAGCAAACCUGAUGCAAGAGCACACUGUAGAGACUGCAGGCGUUACUGAGAGUUGCCCGAGAGUCUUAUCUGAUAGAAAUCUUUUCUGUCGCCCUCCUUCCCUUGCCCGUCUCCCACAUCAGGAUUUAUAAUAAACUGGUCGGACCAACAUUUGAACUGCUGUUUCUUAAUCUUAUGCCAGGUACACAGAUAUGAAAAAGAACCUCCUCUCCCUCCUAUGGAGCGAGACCCCCCUGACGGAACAAACAUUUCUGUGCUCCCACACGGCCCUGCUGAUCAGUGGGUCUGACCAGGACUGGUUCCCAUCGCUUACUAACUUAUUGCCCUUAAUGGCCAGGUACACUUAGAGAGGACUCUCCCACAGACUCUUCAGAUGCUGUUAGCUUUGCUGAAUGCAAGAGGCAAGCACUGAUCAUUAAUACAAAUAAUAUUUGAGAUCUGCAGAACUAGGAAGGAAACACAGGAGUUGACAGAGGUGUUAGGGUAUCCCUCAUAAACCAGUAUGUCUCCAAAGCUUGAUUUCUGCUGUUAGGCAGUUAUACCUUUAGCCUGCAUCAGGAACGUAUGAGAAUGUGAGCGCCAGCCUAGUAUACUGAUAUACAAUUAAGCAGCAGAUCAGAGGGUAGUCCUGAUGGAGCUUUUCUGCAUACAAAUGCCUGCUAACACCUAGAGAGGGGCUGUGGCUCACGGCAUCGUGCCGCAGGUUUUCCUUCACGAAGAGAACUGUUGUCUGUGCUGUAAGCCACAUUACUGCUCUCUCCUGGAUGAGACUUGCUCAUCUAGAAGCUACGUGCAGGGGCUACCACUAUCCACAGCCCUUAACGCACGAACCAGAAGGAUACAUUCAUCAGAACAGGUACUGAUCAAGGUAGAAGUCUCCAUCGCUUUUUUCUAACUGUGAUUUAUCACUUUGCUGCUCUUCAGGUGGGUAAAGAGCUGGAAAUGUUUUCAAUGAAUUUCAAGGGAAGGUUAGAAAUGUUACUAAACGUGAAUUGUUUCUGGCCAAGAAUGCCAAGAACCUUUCAGAUGCAAAAGGACAUAAAAGGAAGAACGCUAUUCAUAUGUACGAUGACACAAAUCUGACCAACAAAUGCCAGGAAAGGCUGCUAUGUGAGCCCAGCCUGAGCAGUCACAUUAACUGACAGAUGUGUAUAGAAUGCGUGUUAAUGGUUCAGGCCUGGUUCAGUCUGGAUCUGUGACUGAUGGUGCAGGGGGACCCACGGAGCCAUGGCCUGGGAUGGGCCUAAAAACAAC